This is a messenger RNA of Ixodes scapularis (black-legged tick), 2379 nucleotides long. Its product is annotated as DNA replication factor Cdt1-like. The transcript has a single exon. Gene Ontology annotation, biological process: DNA replication preinitiation complex assembly; mitotic cell cycle; regulation of DNA-templated DNA replication initiation. Gene Ontology annotation, cellular component: nucleus. Lineage: Eukaryota; Metazoa; Arthropoda; Arachnida; Ixodida; Ixodidae. The record is from RefSeq and is a predicted model, not a curated record. Bases 129 to 1775 code for a protein of 548 amino acids. Gene Ontology annotation, molecular function: DNA binding; DNA polymerase binding.
UGGCAACUAGCCCAUUACGCGCCUUUUUCUGUAGUUUAUGUUUGGUAUUUUGUUACUGUCGGAGGAAAACCGCGAAAGCAGGCGAAAGUUGCUCUGCAGUGUGAUCGUGUGAUGUGCCCAGAAACACGAUGAGUACUCAAAAACAAACAGCGCUCACACGUUUCUACAGCGCGAAGAAACUCGGAGUGAGUGCCACCGGCAAGGAAAAAUGCAUCGCCAACGUCGCCACGAAAAAGAUCGAGACACUGCAGAUCGCCUCUCCGCUCGUCGUAAGUGGCUACGAUUACGUUUCUUCGGCGCCAAAGCGACGUUGCGUCGGUAGCAGUGUCUUACUAAAAGCGCCGACACCGCCUGCGAAACGUUCUCCCAUUUCUGAUUUAACGACUGCGUGCAAACGACAGCGACUUCAAAAUGAAGUGGAAACAUCGCCGCUUUGUUUACCGAAGGACGCAAUGGACAGUCCCAAAAAAGUACCUUUGGCGGGUGCUGCAGGGAAGGCUCAAGAAACAUCAGCUCCCGCGGGUCGAAAAUGUUCCCCCGUGCUUAAAUUGGCAGCAGGUUCGGGCCGCCUGAAAGAGUUGCACGCACGGCUUGAGGUCAUUGAGAAGGCUCGUGCUAGCUUAAGUAAAACAAAGCAAAAACCAGGUGCAAAGCUCGUUAAAGAGUCCGCGCCUGACCAAGGAGCCUACGUACGUUACCAUCACCUGAUCGAGCCUCAGUCGCCGAGUCUGACCCUUCCCUACAGCUACAAGCAACUGGCUGAAGCAUUCCGCUGCUGCGACACAGUCGUCAGCAUGCUGUUUAACCGGAAAGAAGUCUGCACUUUCGACAAACUCAAACCCGCGGUGGAAGAGAUGUCCAAGAGACGGUUCAGCAAGGAGAAAUUGGGUCAGAUUAAGGCAGUCUACCCCGGCUCUUACACCUUUAUGCAAGAAAAGCUACAACGACGUGGUGCAGAGAGCAAAGACGCCUACCAACUGGUCGUAUCUCCGCAGCUUACAGUGGAAGCGUCUGCUGCGAAGACAAUGAGUCCCACCUGUCUCCUGGAUCGCAGGAAGCUGUUCCAUGACCUCUUGCUCUCGCUAGUGAUGCGGCACCACCAGGCGUACCUGUCCACCCUGAGCCCACCGGUGACUGUCCCGUCCAGCGCAAUCACCCGUUGGCACCCCAAGUUUCCGCUCGACGACGUUCCCCCCGUUUCACCGGCAGUGCUGCCCGAGUGUCCGCUGGAGAAAGGCAGUUCUUCGGCACAGGAUGUGCUGAACAAUGUCAAAGGGAGGCUGAAUGAACGCGUAGAGAAGGCACUGCAGGGGCUCGCUCAGAAGCAGAAGGGACAGCAGCAAGUCAGCGUCUCGGCUGUUCCAUCCGAUGCAGUUUCUACGGCACGACUGAAGGGAGUUUCCGAAGACUUGCUUGCCCGCAUCAGGGCAAGAGAGGCAUUCAAGCUGGUGCAACAGAUGACGAUCCGUCCAGAAGAUGAAAAAGAACGGACGCGGCUCUCGCACUUGCCGGAGCUGAUCCGCAUCACACGUUCGCUGUUCCUAGCAGAACAGAAAGCGGCCAUUUCAAAGAAUCUGCUUGUGCAGAAGGUGAAGGAAAGCUUCUCGUCCGUCCUCGCCAUGUCCGAGGUCGAGGAGUUGGUCGAGCUCGCUUCGAAGGUACUGCCGGACUGGUUUAGGGUGCUCGUGACCCAGCGGGGAACGUUUGUCAAGAUCGUCAAAGAGAAAGACGUUAAUGCACUUGUGGACAGGGUCACAAAGAAACUUGCUGCGUAAUACCAAAUGUUAAGUCUGACUGACUGUUUGCGUAUAGAGUGUAAAAAGCUGCAUUGGUGUGAACGUUCGACACCUGCGUGUUAAAAAUGUCUUUGUUCAUGGCCCUUUUUUUUUUUUCUCCAAGGCUAAAUGAUUGUUGUAUUUGGAAAUGAGCAGAACGUGCUUUUAGCACAAUUCAGGAAAUUAGUAGGGAAGAUACAGUGGUGAUACCAUAGGGGGCUUAUUCGCUGAUACAAAGCAGGAAAAACGAAAAACCAAAGUUUUGAAGUAACCAUUCUCCUUUUUUUGAAAGUGGACAUAGGCAUGAUGUGAGAACUCGUUGAGUAUGUCAGACAAGAGUACACAAGGAUGUUGAACCUUCGUUCCAUUGUGUCAUUCUGUAUCAUUCCUAUGUCUUUUUCUGUGGAUUAGUGCAUGUUGGUAUGCCUUAGAGUGGAAAGAGUUUUAAACCUUUUAGAUUGAAAAUAAUUUUUGAUAGCUCUGCUUUUUUUUUUUUUAAUGAAGCUCAUGUUGUACUGUCAUUGUACUCAAACCUUUUAGUGCUGUAUAUGGUCAUUUGACGUGUUAUGCAUCACGGAAUAAAACUUUCUCAAUUUCUUGCAAA